AAUGUAGAGUGCUGGCGUACGGAAGACUUUCUGUGUCCGCGGGAAAGCGCGCCCGAAGUUUUGCCGUGUCAAUAUACGCGUGUUUUGAGACGCGAAAUAUGGGGAUCGUCAUAGACAUUUGAGUAUCUCCAAAGCAAGAAGCACCACUUUGGAUCUUGAGCAAUAUUCGGAUAACCAAUGUUUGCGCAAGACCCUGGGUGUCAUCAUGCCUAAGCCUCGCAAGGCUGGACCGGCGAUUGCCACAGGUACAACCUCAGAGUCUCUUGAGAGCAAGAAACGCAAGCGGGACGAUCCAGUCGUUGCGGAGACACAGACUGCGAGCAGCCCCAGCCCCAGAAAGAGCAAACGUACGAAAGCAAUUGACGACCUCGCAAAAAGCCCUGCCGUAUCUACCAAGUCGUCGCCCGGAAGACGCAAGGCAGUGGCCCUCAAAGUCGAAGAAGAUCUGACCACGGAAGUCACCGUCGAGACGAAUGGCACAUUGACUGUCGCGGAAGAAGCGCAAGUCAAAAUCGAGGAAACACCACAGACCACCAAACGAACAGGAGGAAGGAAAGCAAAGAAGGUGAUAGCAGCAGACUUGGAAGACGACGCCGAGGAGCCUGCGCCAGAAGAAGAGCCUGCAAAGUCCAAACGAAAACGCAAGGCAAAAGAGAAGAAAGAAGAGGAAGGAGACGAGUCUGCCGUCGACGAAGAACCCAAAAAGCCCAAGCGGAAGCGCAAGACCAAGGAAGAGAAGGAAGCUGAAGCCAUGCCACUCGCAGCUCGUACCGUUGGCUCAAAGCUAUAUGUGGGUGCUCACACAAGUAUUGCAAAGGGCGUGGAAAAUGCGGUUACCAACUGUGUACACAUUGGAGGCAAUGCCUUCGCAUGUUUUCUCAAGUCGCAACGCAAGUGGGAGAAUCCUCCUUUACAAGACGCCAACCGAGAUGCCUUCAGAAAAGCACUGAUCGAGCACAAAUACGACGGAAUGUCGCACAUCGUCCCUCACGGAUCAUAUCUCGUCAACCUAGCCACCAAAGACAAAGACAAGGCUCAACAAUCGUACGAUGCUUUCAUCGAUGACUUACACCGCUGCGAAGCUUUGGGCAUACGUUACUACAAUUUUCACCCUGGUGGAGCCGGGCAGGAACCAUUUGGCGAGGCCGUCAGUCGGCUUGCUAAAAACCUCAAUCGCGCACUGUCAGAGACUAAGACCGUCGUACCACUCUUAGAGAACAUGGCUGGACAUGGCACCCUGAUCGGUGGACAAUUCUCCGACCUCCGCGAUGUGAUUGCUGAGAUCAAGCCAGAACUCAAGUCGAGGAUCGGAGUAUGUAUCGACACAUGUCAUGCCUUUGCUGCAGGCUACGAUCUUCGCACGCCCGAAGCGUUUCAAAAGACGAUGAAAGAGUUCGACGAUAUUGUCGGUAUCAAGUACUUGAAAGCGGUGCAUCUCAACGACUCCAAAGCGCCCUUCAACAGCCACAGAGAUCUACAUCAAAACAUCGGACUAGGCUUCCUCGGUCUGCGCGCGUUCCACAAUAUCAUGAACGAUUCACGAUUUCAUGGCUUGCCAUUGAUUCUGGAAACUCCUUCUGAACGGCCCGAUCCGGAUGACCCGACCGGCAAGAAGACAAUUGACGACAAAACUGUCUGGACCACGGAGAUCAAAUUGCUUGAAAGUCUGCUGGCAAUGGACCCGGCAGGCGAGGCCUUUACAACACUGGAGCGAGAAUUGUCCGAGAAGGGCAGAAAAGAGCGAGAAGAGAUGCAGGCUGCGUUUGAAAGAAAGAUAGAAGAGCAGAAGAAGAAAAAGGAAAGAGAAGAGAAAAAGUUGGCCAAAGAGAAGGAAAAGGGGCAACAGAGUCUCAAGGACAUGUUUGGUAAGCAGAACGUCAAGUGCGGAAAGAAAAGUAAAAAGGAGAAAGGCGAUGACAGUGAUAAGGAAAGUGUGCUGAGCGAGGUCAGCGACCUGAGCCCUUUGAGCGAAUUGAGCGAGGAUGAGCGUUCUUGAGUACGAUAAUGACUGUCACCGAACAAUAUGUGCUACAAAAGCGAGCGAGGAGCAUGACCAUGUAACAAUAGUAUUGAGCUGGGGUUGUACGAGUAUCAUA
Molecule: messenger RNA, 2096 nt
Organism: Exophiala viscosa
Lineage: Eukaryota; Fungi; Ascomycota; Eurotiomycetes; Chaetothyriales; Herpotrichiellaceae
Product: AP endonuclease 1
Exons: 1
Coding region: 206-1996 (596 amino acids)
Biological process (GO): base-excision repair
Cellular component (GO): nucleus; mitochondrion
Molecular function (GO): zinc ion binding; phosphoric diester hydrolase activity; DNA binding
Source: RefSeq, a predicted model, not a curated record